AUGUCGUCCACCCAAAGCGUCCAGUGCUUCGGCAAGAAGAAGACGGCCACCGCCGUUGCCCACUGCAAGGCCGGCAAGGGUCUCAUCAAGGUCAACGGCAGGCCUCUGUCGCUUGUCCAGCCUGAGAUUCUCCGCUUCAAGGUCUACGAGCCUCUUCUGAUCCUCGGCCUCGACAAGUUCUCCAACGUCGACAUCCGCGUCCGCGUGUCCGGUGGCGGUCACACCUCCCAGAUCUACGCCAUCCGUCAGGCCAUCUCCAAGGCCCUGAUCGCCUACUACCAGAAGUUCGUCGAUGAGCACUCCAAGAACAUGCUCAAGCAGGCCCUCGUAGCCUACGACCGCACCCUCCUCGUCGCCGACAACCGCCGGUGCGAGCCCAAGAAGUUCGGCGGUAAAGGUGCCCGCUCCCGCUUCCAGAAGUCCUACCGUUAA
Messenger RNA from Sodiomyces alkalinus F11, 432 nucleotides. Its product is annotated as 40S ribosomal protein S16. The coding region runs from base 1 to 432 and encodes 143 amino acids. Lineage: Eukaryota; Fungi; Ascomycota; Sordariomycetes; Glomerellales; Plectosphaerellaceae. The record is from RefSeq and is a predicted model, not a curated record. Gene Ontology annotation, molecular function: RNA binding; structural constituent of ribosome. Gene Ontology annotation, biological process: maturation of SSU-rRNA from tricistronic rRNA transcript (SSU-rRNA, 5.8S rRNA, LSU-rRNA); translation. The transcript is spliced from 3 exons. Gene Ontology annotation, cellular component: ribosome; cytosolic small ribosomal subunit.